AGCCAUUUUGUGGUGUCCCAGUAUAGUUGCGUGGUCUUCUUAAUUUUCGUCUAUUUUACAUGGAAGCAUUACUUUUUGUUAUGAUUUGAAAUCUAAUAUUGUAUUUUUAAUUUGAAAAGUUUGUUUACAAACUAUAACUAUGUCCGUGAUGGAACAAGAGGUGGAAAGCGGGUACAGAGUCGUUUGUUGUACCUGUUUGAGUACAGAUCGGAAUUUAAUUUCCAUAAAUGGCUUAGCUCCAGUGUAUCAAAUAUUUCGUCUGCUUAUGUACGAUUUUGCGGGAGACAGGUUUGACAACAGCCUGACUGAUAUGGAUCAGAUAAUCUGCUGGGAGUGCCUGGCAUUGAUGAAAAAGUUCAUUAGGUUCAAGCGCCAAGUGCACAGCGCACAGGAGCAUAUCCGGGUCCUUGCAUUGAGUGGCUCACAGGAGACCAUGGACCACACUUACAUGUCCCAAUCUCUCUCAAGCCUGGAGGUCACCACGAAGACUGAAUACGACAGUAUAUUCUUCGACUACACAACUCGGGACGAGUGGCCGCAGUAUAUAGCCAUCAGCUCUGCGCACAGUGUGAAGCAUGAGCAGUAUGAUGUGGCGCAGGCUGUUAGAGAGAAUAUCAAUUUGGAGAUGGAUGGACAUAUGCUGGAUGUACCAGAGAUAGUCCUAGAGAACGCGGUAACGGGCGUCAUGUCCCACAUCGUGGUCGGCACCGACGACAUGACGCGGAUCGAGACCUAUCGCAUGAAAGGGGAGCUCGAGGACCUUAACAUAGAAACAAUUCCAUCACAGCCGAAAAUCGAGGCAGUAAUCAUAUCAAAUCCAGUCAAGCCGAAAGAGGAGAAAACUGCAGCGCAGAAACUGAAAUACUUCACGGAGUUUAUGAGUGAGGCUGAAAUGCUUGCUUCAAGGGAGGAAGCGAAAGAAAAAGUACAAUAUGCGAGCUCGGUGUACAAAUGCGAACUGUGCAUUAUUGGGUUCUACACGCAGCAACAAGUUGAGGAUCACUUCGUGUCUGAUCACAGGGCCAAACCGGGUUAUUCCCCGUGCAAAGUGUGCUACAAAUACGUGGAAGAGUCCAAGCUCCAAUCCCACGUAGAGACACAUUACGUGCGCUACAUCUGCAAGCUGUGCGGGCACGGCACGCGGCUGCUGGCCGCCAUGCGCGCGCACCAGGACGCGCACACCGCCCGCCCGCCCGCCGCGCAGCUGCUCAUCGGCGGCUCCGGCCAGAGGAAGAGCCGCAAGAAAAAGGAGCCCCCUUCGAACCCGCCCAAGCCGGGGGACCUGCGCAAACUGCUGUCCAAGACCACCAUAGAGGGCUACCAGUGUCUCGAGUGCGACAUGUUCUUCAAAAAUUCCCGCGCUCGCAAGAACCACGUGGCCCGCUUCCACAGAGAAGGUCUGCAGUGCGACCACUGCAAGAAACGCUUCGUCAACCGGACCACGCUGGCAACACAUCUAAGACUGCACGAAGGCCCGCUGCCGAAAGAGGAAUGCCCGAUCUGCCACAAGAUGGUGCGCGUCAUACAGCUUAAGUACCACAUACAGAGGCACGAGAACAAGAGCAGAUACGAGUGUGUCGACUGCAAAAAGAUAUUCUCCCACCUGGCGACGUAUCAGGCUCACUUGAAAUACUCGCGAGCUCACGCAUCGGAUCAAGUCUUCAAAUUCCCGUGUCCCAUGUGCAACAAGGGCUACCCCACCAAGGAGGCGAUGCAGGACCACUUCAACUACCAGCACCUCGGGAAGACCGCUCACAAGUGCCCCGUCUGCGAUAAGCCCAUAGCAUCCCGUGCCAACGUGGAGAAGCAUAUGAUGCGAGUCCACGGCGAGAAGAAGGAGAAACCGAGGAACCACGUCUGUCAGAUAUGCAGGAAAGCUUUCACUGACAAAAAAGCAUUGAACCAACACGAAGUGAUCCACUCGGGCGCUCGGCCGCUGACCUGCGACCUGUGCCAGCAGAGCUUCAAGCAAAAGGCGUCGCUCUACACGCACCGCAAGCGCGUGCACAAGGUGUUCCCCGCCAAGAAACAGGUCGAGUUCAUGGCGAAGGACCAGUAGGACCUCAGGGGUCUGACCCUGUCGAGUUUGCCCUCAAAGUCAUAUAAGUAGUUCAUAUAAACCAAAGAGAAUUAAGAAGACCAAGAGUGCCCACUCCAUACAACGGUUUUGUUACCAAAAAUACUAUUAUUUUCGUAGUCUACAUCUAGCGUCAAGUAGCGGAACUCGCAGUACUGCUACUCGACAGUAGAUGUCGCGGCAAACAAAAAGUCUAAUAUUGUAACUAGAGAAACCGGAACUCAAUUAUUAACUUCUACGCUUACUCUGGUUACAAUAUUAGCUGAAAAUCUUUGAGCAUUAGAUUUUUUGUUUGCCGCGACAUCUGUUGUCGAGUAGCAGUACUGAGAGUACCGCUACUUGACGCUAGAUGUAGACUACGAAAAUAAUAGUAUUUUUGGUAACAAAACCGUUGUAUGGAGUGAGCACUCUUGAUCUUCUUAAUUCUCUUUGAUAUAAACGCUGUUAAAUAUUUAUCAUUCAAAAUUAUCACUUCGAAGUCAAUUCCACCAGCCAAAAUGAGGAAAUAAUUCAAUAUGGUGCACAAGGUCUUCCCCGCUAAGAAACGGGUCGAAUUCAUGGCUAAGGACCAGUAGGACCUCAGGGGUCUGGCCCUGUCAAGUUUGCCCUUAGUCACUAGUAGAUGAAACUCUGUUAAACAUUUAUUUAGUCAAUUCUACCAUCGAAAAUGAGGAAACAACUAAAUUUUUCUAUCUAAUAGGGAAUAUUACGCGAAACUCUGCAUAGGGGGCGCCACUGCCACAAUCUGAGGGUCUACCGCGAAACAAGAAAACCGAAAUUUCGUUAUCUAACCUCUCUAUCACUUGCAUAUUCGAGCGAUGAGGAGGCAGAUAACUACAUUUCAAUUUUCGCGUCUCCCGGUAGGCCCUUUGUAAACAAACCGCCUUGAUGCUGAGGCAUGUCAUAUUUUAUUAUCUGUGAAAACUUGUCAAAAAAACAGUUUAAGGCACAGCAUGUAUAAGUUACUCUAUGCAGGGCCGGAUUUAGGGGACGGCAACCGGGGCUACUGCCCCGGGCCUCCACAAAAGAGGGGCCCCCCACAAUAGAGAAUUCGGUAAAUUCACCAUUUCAUUUGAAUAAAAUUUGGGGCCAGGGGGCCUCCACUCCUUUAUUGCCCGAGGCCUCCAGACCUCUAAAUCCGGUAUUGACUCUAUGGUUUAUGAAAGGUGCUAGUGCUGCUCUCUGGCGGCAGAACAUUGCAGUAAUAUUAUUACUUAGUCUCUCUUGUGGAUAAAAUUUAACUUUCUCAUCAGUUUUUGAAGUAUCAAGAGACCCUUUACAAGCUGGUGUGGUAAAAAAAUAUAUUUAAAUCGACGGCCGAUCGUAAGAUCAGGCAGAUCGGUAUUUUCCCAGGCAUAUCGUAAAAUCUUUGUCACGUUCCCUUAUUUUUGCAUAGUUUGCCCCGCGGGCAUCUGAAGCUACCCAACGAACUUAUCCUACCUAUGUAUUGGUUUAAUGUGACUACCGUCAGCAUCACACAGGAACAUUACGAUCUGCCUGAUUUCACGAUCGGCCGCCGACAUAUACACGACCUUGUUAUCAGUGUCUCAGCUAGUAUAGUUCAAAGUCAUCCACGAUGACGCGCAGAUAUGUCAAAUCUCGCGAGUCAAGGCUCGCGUCUUCGUGAAUGGCACGAUCUAUAAAUAUUUAAAAUAUCGCAAAUCAUGUAACAAUAUUGAUAAUAAAUAUUCCUAGAGAUUUUCCUAGCACGUUGUCAUGUUGUUAGUGCUUGACAAAAUUAAAAACAUCGAAAAUCCUGUUAUCGAUAUCGAUAAGUAAGACUUCAAC
Cydia pomonella (codling moth) is the source of this 3865-nucleotide messenger RNA. RefSeq names its product zinc finger protein 354A-like. The record is from RefSeq and is a predicted model, not a curated record. Lineage: Eukaryota; Metazoa; Arthropoda; Insecta; Lepidoptera; Tortricidae. Gene Ontology annotation, biological process: regulation of transcription by RNA polymerase II. Gene Ontology annotation, molecular function: zinc ion binding; DNA-binding transcription factor activity, RNA polymerase II-specific; RNA polymerase II transcription regulatory region sequence-specific DNA binding. Gene Ontology annotation, cellular component: nucleus. The transcript has 14 exons. Bases 140 to 2059 code for a protein of 639 amino acids.